Molecule: messenger RNA, 282 nt
Organism: Knipowitschia caucasica
Lineage: Eukaryota; Metazoa; Chordata; Actinopteri; Gobiiformes; Gobiidae
Source: the annotation of a GenBank genome assembly
AUGGCGCCCCCGCUACCUGGCCUGCCGAGCGAGUACGCGGGAGGCCGGCGGGCUCCGGAGUGGACUGACCCUCAGCGUUUGGGCGCGCACACACACUCGCUAAGAGGAGAUGGAGGAGCAGACGGUAGGCGCCCCGGUCCCAGGAAGACGUGGGACCCCUGGAGGUAUAGGCUGACGGUGAGCAGCUGUGGCGGGCUCGGGAUCAGAGCGAGUUUGUCAGUGGGAGACGUUAAAGAGACAGACGCGCUGCACGACCACAUGGAAAGAACUAGUUCAUUUUAA